This is a messenger RNA of Pseudo-nitzschia multistriata, 3857 nucleotides long. NCBI's taxonomy places the organism in Eukaryota, Bacillariophyta, Bacillariophyceae, Bacillariales, Bacillariaceae. The record is from the annotation of a GenBank genome assembly.
AACGUUCUCGUACAGGUACGAGUACGAACCGAAUUUCAUUUCGUGAAGAGUACGAGUAGAGUACCGGUACGUACCGUACCGUAUGGCAUGGCUCAGUCCGAAAGCAAGAGUUGCAGUUCAUUACAGUACAACACUCGUAUCUGUUUCCUCAUUGUAUGACUACCAGGUACUUCGCACUCGACAGCGAUAGAAUAUAUAUACCAGCAAUGUAAAUGAUCACAAAAAUCAGAAUGCUACGAACGAUCAUUAAGUGCAGUUUUGUCGAAUCUGAUGGGAAACAAAGCAGAAUCAAGUGAUAGCAAAUAUGAGUGAUAGCGAAGGCGUUUCGGGAGUUUCAUCUGCUACCUCGUCGCUUGGUAGGAACACUGCCCCUAUCUCUCCUCGUGAAGCGCACGGUGCUAUCGACAUGCCCCCUUUGAUCCAUUCGUCCGAAGCGAUAGAAAUGAGUACUAGAUCAUCAGAAGAGCAAAAUACAGAAGAGGCAAAAUCACCGGCACAACCAGUCCUCCCUGACCCAUCUCCAGAGCAACAAAAAGUCAUCGCAGCCAUCAAAGAAGGAAAAUGUGUCACAGUCAGGGCCUGUGCAGGAUCAGGAAAAACGACAUGUAUGUUGCAGGUUGCGUCUAGUCUACCUUCAACCCGGAAGGUGCUUAUAAUUACCUACAAUCGCUCGCUUGCCGACGAUUGCAAGGCUCGGAUCCAAAAACUUUCGCUGGGUCACAGGGUAAGCUGCUACACGAUUCAUGGACUAGCUAGCCGUGUUGCGGGAAAAGUCUGUAACGACGACCAUAAAUUGAUCGAAUUACUGAAUCAAUGGGACAACARUCCACGAUCGGUUAUGUCGCACCCCGUGCCAUUGGAUAUGGUAAUGCUCGAUGAAGCACAAGACCUGAGGCCACUCUUCUACAAGGUUCUAUCGCACAUUUUUCGUACCGUCUGUGGUGGUGCAAUUGGGAACACAAAUAGAAGUAUGCAGCUCUGCUUGGUUGGGGAUCCCAAACAAUUGCUCUACGACUUUCCCACUUACGGAAGCGACAAGGCAUCCGCUUCCUUUUUCUUGCAGCCCGAAUCCUACUGGAGUCAGUUUACACGAAACCGAAAGUGGAUCCAGCUAUCCCUUUCCGUAUCGUAUCGGCUCACGCCUUGCAUCGCCUCAUUUUGCAAUUUAUUCUGGGGGACAUCCAUGGUUGGGGGAAACACAUCGAGCCAUAAUCUUCCCGUGCAAUACCUCAUGAAAUAUGCCUAUCCAAAUACCAGUUCCCGAUAUGAUCCCGAUAAGCUGAGCACCUCCUUCCUGGCCAAAAUAAUCGACAAGCACGGACCAGAGAACGUUUUAUUCCUGGCGCAAUCCAUUAAGAACGUUGAUUUGCCGAUUCGUGUUCACGUCAAUGAAUUGAUGAAGAUCAAGGAUCGACAUACUGGAAUGCAGAAAUACAAUUUUCACAUCAAAGAGAGUGUCCGGGGCUUUGAAGGAAACGUCGAUUGGAAGAACAAAGUUCGUGUGUGGACUUUUUGUGGAAGCAAAGGCUGUGAGGCCGACGUCGUGGUUGUAUUUGGCUUCGAAGUCUUUCGGAAGCCUCACGGGUUGAACCAGAUUGGUGUAGCCUUAUCGAGGGCACGAAAGCGAUUGUUCGUCAUCCAUGGAAAAAGAUAUAUCCAAGGCCAAUGCCUUCCAUUGACAUAUUACCCGAUUCUUGGAGAUACUCCAUCAAGAAUGGAACAGCACGUCGUUCGUUGGGGGGAAAAUGAUUCACAAAUACUUACGCUCGACGUUCCAGACGUUGGGCGUGGAAGAAGCGAUGUGACUAAAUGGGCACUCGGACAACUAGCCGACAAGGGGGUGAUAAAAAUCGAUUUCGGCGCAAGUGAUAAUGAUACAAUGCCUCAGUCUGUUGCACUUGCCCAGCAACAAGUCAAGGAUAUAUAUGUCGCGUCUGAAUUUGGCUACUUUUCAGCUCUUGCCGAGACCAAAUUCUUGCAAUACGGAGCCUGGGAGACUAUUGCAAGCAUGAAAGAUGGAAAAGAACGAAACAAGAGAAUACCAUAUGAAACUAACAUUCAGUUUGCGACAACUACAGAAGACGUAAGCGCUCUAUAUGGAGAAGCAGUAACUUAUAUGCUCCAGUGGGAAAUGUGCAAAUCCGUUCCCAAUGUCGAGACUGUCGUUUCAAACGGAAUUAUCCGCCUUCAUCCACAGUCGCAAUACACCGAACAACUAAUCCGGGAACAUCUGCGUGAUAUUUCGUGCGAAGAACUUAGUGAAGAGGAUAGCCACCGUUUGGAAAGGGAAUUUGCCACCAAGGGGAACAACGUGAAGGGUGCAUAUUUGAUAAACUUCAUGAACGCACAUUUGAGCUUAAAGAAGAAACGAGUUAUUAUCGAAGGAGAUCAGGUUCGCGAGAUAAACUUUCGCGUUAAGGUCGUCGAAUGUAAAAGCGAAGAUGACGACAAGCAACUGAAUGAGUUUUUACCACAAAUCAAAGCCAUAUAUGAGUUGGAGAUGUCAUCUAAGAGACCCUUCCACUGGGUUUAUCUCGCAAAUGCCGUCAUGGCGUUUUCUAAUUAUCAUGAAAAGUUUCGACAGAUUGGAACUGAUCCAGACUCUUAUGAGUCUUGGGUGAACUCCGAAGCUCUUCUCGAUGGAUUGGAACGACUUCGGAACACAAUGMAACUCAUAUCCUCUUCUUCCUCCACUUCGAAAUACGUCGAGAACGAAGGUAAGAGCAUYGACAAAAAUAUUUAUGGCAACAACAAUAUAUCCAAUUGUAAGGGUACUUUCGAGCGUGAGUUACACAUCGAUUUUGCCGAAGACGAUUGGAUCCAUGAAARAAAUAACGGGAGAAUGGUUGUGGGCGUUGGUGGAAUAUGUGAUUGGAUCAAUGGGGAUGGAAUUCGACAAAAUAUCAGGAGACAAAAAUCAAAGGGUGAUUCUCUACAYGAUGUUGAUUUAUUGGAGAUAAAGUUCGUCCAUCAGCUCAGCAAUAUUCAUCGGUUGCAGGUGUUGGUCUAUUGCGCUCUCUAUGUCUUGGAACUCAAUAAUCAGGAUGAGGAGAAGAAAAAUGGUGUAGAAAUCCUCAAUGAUUGCCAUGUGGAUAACGACAACAAAGAUCUCGAGGUGGAACAGAAUGUCGAGUGUUGCAGGGGAAUGUUAUACAACGCUCGAACAGAAGAAAUGGAGAUUUGUUCGAUAMAAGCAUGUGAUGCGAUGGACUUUCUCCUCGAUAUUUCACAAUUUAAAUACAAUGGGAAGGAUCGGAAGCAAGAGUUAUUACAAUUGAAGCAGACGGCGAAUAAUUCAGUGGGCAGUGACGAAAUGAGUAUUUCAUCGUCCUAUAGACCAAAAAGGCCAAAGAAACGACUUGAGCGCAACUCAGGUUUAACAUAUUAUACGGCAUUUGCUGUAGACGACGAUGAAGACGACGAUAAAGACGACGACGACGACGUAAAAGCCAGUGCCAAAGCCAGCAAUGGUAGAUGUCCUCGAACCUACAGAUGGAAGAAACGACCCAAACCUACUUCAGAGUCAGCGUUUCAACCAGGGACAGGAACUGACGAUGAUCCUAUUAUUCUAGAUUGACACACACCAGUACCACCCAAGGGGAACUUUAUGAUAAUUCUGUGAUUAUUCAUAUUAGUCAAAAAGUAUUCAAAGUACUAGUAGUCGAAACUCAAAAUUUGAUCUGUCUUCACCCGCAAAUGAAAUUCUGUGAUUGAAUCAAACUGGUCAAAACAAAAGAAAUUGCUCUUUGUCCAUGUCCAAUCCAUAUUGGGUGAUGCCUGUUAAGCUAGAUUAACUUGAUUUGAUAGACAGACGGACAAAAAAUGAGGUCUAGAUUGACUAAAUCUAGUCAUUUUUU